GGGUCCUUUGCUUAAUUUGGUUGCCAGACAAAAAAAGCCUAGGGAAAAAUAGCAGUUUCACUGCAUGUUUUCUCAUAAAUCCCAACUAUAUAAACCCCUCAUCUCUUUUCACUCUCUACUUCCUCAACCAUUUCUCUGCCUAUCUCAUUCUUGUAUUUUGGACAAACACUAUUUACAAACAGAGAAAGUUUCAAUUACAUUGGACUUUAAUCGUCAAUGGCUAGACCACAACAGCGAUAUAGAGGCGUUCGACAGAGACAUUGGGGUUCUUGGGUCUCCGAAAUUCGCCAUCCUUUAUUGAAGACAAGAAUUUGGUUAGGAACAUUUGAGACAGCAGAAGAUGCAGCAAGAGCAUAUGAUGAAGCAGCAAGGCUUAUGUGUGGUCAAAGGGCUAGAACCAAUUUCCCAUACAACCAAAACAUGCCACAGACAUCUUCCUCAAAGAUUCUCUCAGCUAAUUUGACAGCCAAGUUGCACAAAUGUUACAUGGCUUCACUUCAAAUGGCCAAAACCUCAGCACAAGAAAAGAAAAUUCAACCAAAAAAUGUACCCAUUCAAGAAAAUGUUGGCUAUGAAAUGAAACAACAAAUGGUAGUGCCAAAGCCAUCUGUAUUGACACAAGAUGUGGAGAGCAUACCACAAUUUGUUAAGCCACUUGAAGAUGAUCACAUAGAACAAAUGAUUGAAGAACUAUUGGAUUAUGGGUCCAUUGAGCUUUGCUCGAAUAUUACUUCUCAGUAAAAGAGAUAUUAUAAAGCGGUAUCUUGGGCAAGCUUGCACGUACCUCGACUGCUUUUGGUGAUGUUCCUCCUCAGUGAUUGUCUCCUCUCAGGCCUACAUUGUGUCUGAACUAGAAAGCUAUCCGAAUUUGCUUAUUUAACCACAUAGGUAUAAGUACUAGUUAUUUCAUGAGCCUCUCCGUCUAAAAUCUAUACAUCAUUAGUAGUUAGGCCUUUCCUUCUCUUAUUGGUUCCUAGAGUUCUUGCUUUAAGAGAACCUUCUAUUAGUUGUAUGUCCAGUGUAAUUAAAAGAAACAUGUUACGCCACUAUUAAUAUCAUAAGUAUCACAUAUAUAUUCCAGAGUA
Messenger RNA from Nicotiana attenuata, 1085 nucleotides. RefSeq names its product ethylene-responsive transcription factor ERF003. Gene Ontology annotation, biological process: regulation of DNA-templated transcription. Bases 217 to 741 code for a protein of 174 amino acids. The record is from RefSeq and is a predicted model, not a curated record. NCBI's taxonomy places the organism in Eukaryota, Viridiplantae, Streptophyta, Magnoliopsida, Solanales, Solanaceae. Gene Ontology annotation, molecular function: DNA-binding transcription factor activity; DNA binding. The transcript is spliced from 2 exons.